UAUAAUCAUUUGCCCUCUCCAUCUCAUUUCAUUACUUUCAUUCUGCCAUGGCCAACCUACUUGUGUUUACUAUUAUCACGCUGUUUCUUCUCCGCUUCUGCUGCGGAUGUAUUGAGAGAGAAGCCCAUGCUCUUCUGCUCUUCAAAGCCGGCGUAAAUGACUCUGCAGGUGUACUGAGUUCGUGGGAGAAAGGAAGAGAUUGCUGCCUCUGGUACGGCAUAUCCUGUGACAACGCCACUCAUCAUGUAGUUGCUGUUAAUGUUACAGGAUUCUCUCUCUCAACUGAAAUGGAGGGCAUCAUAUCUGGGAGCUUGUGCACCCUCACUUUUGUUGCAACCUUAAACCUAUCUGGAAUGGGAUUGACAGGUACUAUUCCUCCCUGCUUCACAAAUCUCUCUCUUCUUGCACAACUAGAUUUAUUUUAUAAUAGAUUGAGUGGGGAUAUUCCUCCUUUCUCUAAUUCUUCUCCUUUAACCUACCUAGAUCUUUCUUCGAAUCUCCUCACAGGUAGCAUACCUCCCUGCUUCACAAAUCUCUCUCUUCUUGCACAACUAGAUUUAUCUGAUAAUAGAUUGAGUGGGAAUAUUCCUCCUACCCUGUCUAAUCUCUCUUCUCUAACUAGCCUACAUCUUUCUUAUAACGAACUCACAGGCAGCAUUCCCUCCUCUCUCUCUCAUCUCUAUUCUUUAACUAACCUACGGCUUGCUUAUAAUCAACUCACAGGAAGCAUUCCCUCCUCUCUCUCUAAUCUCUCAUCUCUGGCUGUGCUAAUUCUCUGCAGAAAUCAACUCAUAGGAAGCAUUCCCUCCUCUCUCUCCAAUCUCUCUUCUCUAACUAAACUAUAUCUUUGUGAUAAUCAACUCACAGGAAGCAUUCCCUCCUCUCUCUCUAAGCUCUCUCUUCUAACUAGUCUAGAUCUUUCUAAUAAUCAACUCACAGGAAGCAUUUUGUCAUCUCUCUCUAAUCUCUCUUCUCUAAGAUUCCUACAUCUCUGGGAGAAUCAACUCACAGGAAGCAUUCCCUCAUCUCUUGCUAGUCUCUCUUCUCUAAUGAACCUAGCUCUCUCUUCUAAUCAACUCACAGGAAGCAUUCCUUCCUCUCUCUCUUAUCUCUCUUCUCUAACUUAUCUAGAUCUUGCUGCGAAUCACUUGACUGGUUGUAUCCCAGAUUCCUUGGGCAAUCUCUCUUUACUGGAGGUGAUGUUACUUUCAGACAACCAACUGAAUGGAACUCUUCCCCCCUCCUUUUCAAGGCUCUCCUCCCUUACUUACCUUGGAGCUGAUGGGAAUUCAUUCAGCCAGGAUAUUUCUUCCUCAACACUACCCUCCACGCUUGAGUUUCUUGAGCUCUCACUAAACAACCAUCAGAUAAUUUCAGAGCUUUUCUUUCAUAACCUUAGCAAAUUAUCAGAUUUGUCCUUAUCCAAUUGUGCACUUAACAACAGCCCCACAUGGAUUCCCUCAUUUCAGUUAACACGGUUGCUUUUGACAUCAUGCAAGGUGGUGGAUGGUCAAAUCCCCUCAUGGAUUUCAACUCAAUUCUCACUUGAAGAGUUGCAAAUAGCUGACAGCAAUCUUGUUGGAGAAAUUCCCUCUUGGUUACAGGAUAUGAGACUACGCUACAUCAAUCUCACAAGAAAUCAUCUGCAUGGUGAUCUUUUGCUCAAUACUUCAGCUUGGAAGGCAAUAGAGGUUGUAGACAUGUCUAACAAUGCAUUGUUUGGACAGAUACCACCAAUUUGGCCACCUCAUAUACAAUUUUUGUUGCUCAAUGAUAAUUGGCUAACGGGAAAUAUUCCCCCAAGCAUGCAGGUUAACUCUUCAUUGCAAGUGUUAAACUUAGAAAAUAAUCAUUUGAAUGGAAAAAUCCCUUCAAGCAUAGCCAACUUUUCCUCACUUCAAAUUUUGAAUUUGGGGAAUAAUAAUUUUGGGGGUAUGAUACCAUCUGAGUUUGGUCAGCUAAGUCAACUACAAUCACUAGUGCUAAAGGAUAACCAGUUGAGCGGGGCAUUCCCUCCUUCAAUAUCAAAUUGCACAAAAUUACUUUUUCUAGAUAUCGGGCAAAACCUAUUGAAAGGCCAAAUUCCAAAUUCAAUAGGAAACCUUUUACAUUUGCAAGUGUUAGCGGCCAGAAAAAAUAAUUUUGAAGGUAACAUUCCUACAGAAAUUGGGCAGCUGAAACACCUCCAAAUCUUGGACCUUUCUUCAAAUCAUCUAUCUGGGUCUAUACCACACAAUAUUUUCAAUUUGCAAGCAAUGUUGAUAGAAUCAAAAGAGGGAUUUAUCAGGGUUCAAAAGUAUCCAUUUCUUAGUAAAAGUUAUGCAAGUUUUGAAACAGGGAUAACAAUCAUGUAUGAGGAUGGAUUAAAUAUGAAUUCUAAAGGCAGAGAUGAGCACUAUCCAUAUAUUUUUUCCACCAUGGCAGCCAUUGAUCUCUCCAACAAUCAAUUGAGUGGUAAUAUUCCUUCUGAAUUAGGAAAGUUGAAAGGCCUAAUGUUUCUCAACCUAUCCAUGAAUAAUCUCAAUGGAACAAUUCCAAAUAGUAUUGUGCAAAUUAGUCAACUAGAAUCAUUAGACCUUUCUACAAAUCAUUUUUCUGGACAAAUUCCAUGGGAGCUUGGAUCUUUGAGCUACUUGCAAGUCCUAAACUUAUCAAAUAACAACCUUUCAGAUAGAAUACCACAAGGAGGACACAUGGCAACAUUCGCAAAUUCUUCAUAUGAAGGAAAUCCAAGUUUAUGGGGAUGUCCACUUCGAAGGAAUUGCUCUUGGCCAGAUUUUGCUCCUACUCCUCCUUCCAUUUAUGCACUUGCCAAUGAAGAAGAACAAAUUGAGGAAAGUUUGUGGUAUUGGAUUGGAGUGGGACUAGCAUAUGGUGUUGGUUUUGGAGCUGUGGUGCUAUCUAUUGUACUAAGAAAGAAGUGGGGAGAAAAAUACUUUCAUGGUGUUGAUAUGGUGUUGAAAUAUUUUUUUCCAUGGCUCCACAAUUUGAAAAUAUGAAAAGUUUGUUCAGAUCUUGGAGUACUGUACUUGAAGAUUUUUAGUGGUGCAGUAAGGGGUAGAUUGUACAAAUUCAUUGUGCUCAUUCAUAUUAUCAUAUAUUUUUUUUUAUGGUAGCAUUAAUAUUACCAUAUAUAUUUUUAUGCUGGCUAGUCAACUACAUGUAUAGCUUUUAUUUCAAAUAUAGCAUAACUAAAAUUUGAAGCAUUUUUAACC
Messenger RNA from Cryptomeria japonica (Japanese cedar), 3215 nucleotides. RefSeq names its product receptor-like protein 18. Lineage: Eukaryota; Viridiplantae; Streptophyta; Pinopsida; Cupressales; Cupressaceae. The coding region runs from base 48 to 2999 and encodes 983 amino acids. The transcript is spliced from 2 exons. Gene Ontology annotation, molecular function: protein binding. The record is from RefSeq and is a predicted model, not a curated record.